AGAUGCGGUCUACCGAAACUAUAAAGUAUAGAACAAAUAAGAUGGUGUAUCUCGUCAGUGCGAUGUAAAUACGCGAUUAUUUUGAAAAAAGUCCUUGAAUGUACGGGGGGAACUCGCCAAGAAACGUCUUCAUUUGGAUAUCGUAGCAGUCGAGUUAUCACAUUCGUAAUUUGAUUUUUAACACGAAAUCAUCGCCCGAAGACCGACUGUUUCGAAAGUUUAAGUAGUGGUAAUUGAAAAUACUAUGGGUCGUUUUAUAAUUGUUCUGUUGGUUGUACAAAUUUGCGCAGUCUACAGUCAGAAUUAUCGCCAAAAUAAUUACCAAAAUUACCACGUUAGAAAUGCUCCGCAAAUUCCUCGCUCGAGUGGAACUUGUCCUGACAGAAAUGGCCGUUACCCCACCGACACAUGCGAUGGCUACAUAGAAUGCAAUGACGGCGUACCUGAGGAAAAAACAUGUCCAGACGGCCUUCUAUUCAAUCCCAAAGCCGGAGUUUUUGCCUUCCCUUGCCAGUAUCCCAUCGACGUCGAUUGCACGGGACGGGAACAAGUCCAACCCGCUCAAGAGACUGAGGAUUGCCCUCACCAGUUUGGGUACUACCGGAUGGGAGAUGCCCAAAAUUGCGGACAAUUCAAAAAUUGCGUAGACGGCAGAGGGUACACUUUCGAUUGUCCUGAAGGAUUGGCGUUUAAUGAAGCAAGUUACAGAUGUGAUUGGCCCGAUAAAGUCGCCUCUUGCGAUGCGGAAGCUUUCCUGGGAUUCAACUGUCCUCCUGAUGCCAGGACUUUAGGAUUGGGAUUAGGACAGGAAGAAUACAGAUCAUUUAGUUAUGUGAGAUUUAUCAAUUAAAACUGAUACGACCCGGACGUGAUUCACAACAGCAAGGUCUGCUCUGAACACCCAGUAGAUUCGAUUAUUUGGAAUAACCCAUUCAUCAUCUUUUUGUGCGAUGGCUGGUCCAAAUAAAUCUAAUCAAUGUCACUAUGCAUGUCACAUGCAGGACAAGAUUUAUGUUUUUAUGACCAACCAUACCACAAACAGAUAAUAAAUGGUUAAUACUUUUAUGAAUUUGAGUUAAUCCCUAAACUAUUAUUUAUUUAGAUCGCCCAACGAUUGCCAAAAAUACUUCAUUUGCAUAGAAGGAAAACCGAGGUUGUAUAAUUGCGGUAAAGGACAAGCUUUCAACGAAAUAACCAACUCUUGUGACGGCAUCGAAAACGUAACAGGAUGCGCAACACCUUACCCCCAAAUAGAUAGGAGAUUCGAUGCAAAUAAUAGAAAUUAUAGGAACAAUUAUUAAUGGUAGAGUGUAAAUUUU
Messenger RNA from Phyllotreta striolata, 1319 nucleotides. The record is from the annotation of a GenBank genome assembly. NCBI's taxonomy places the organism in Eukaryota, Metazoa, Arthropoda, Insecta, Coleoptera, Chrysomelidae.